AUGUCUUCUGGUGAUAAUGAUAACAAUAGUAAUAAUGGUACUAACAAUGCACAAUUAAUUCCCGAUAAAUCAACAUCAUUCUUCUUACGAAGCUCCACGUCAUUUAUUCUUGCUGGUACAAUUACAAUAUUAAUUGUAUUUCUAUUAUUUUCAAUAUUUCUUUUAUGUUUGUUCAAAAGAAAGUCAAAAAUUAGCGAAACAAAACAUCAUUUAUUGACACAGGAAAAUGAAAACAUACCAAAUUCUAAGUUAUACAAAGAUGAAUUACAAAGAACCAUUGAAAAUGGUACAGUUAAUAAAUCAAAGUUAAAAGAAACAACUGUUAUGACGACUAAUGAAAUACCUAUUCAGCUUAGACACUACUAUUACGAUAAUUUUGAUGAUAUCCCAUUUAUCGAUGAAUCACGGCCGACAAGUGUUAUCGAUAUAAACAGAGAUACACCCUUUGAUUAUGCAUUAACUAAAGUCUAA
This is a messenger RNA of Didymodactylos carnosus, 471 nucleotides long. The record is from the annotation of a GenBank genome assembly. Lineage: Eukaryota; Metazoa; Rotifera; Eurotatoria; Philodinida; Philodinidae.